CCUCUCCGCCGGAGCGAAGUCGGCCGCACGCAUCCGGACGCAGCGUGUUUUGGAGCGUCGUCUGGUCGUCCGAUGGAUUCCUCUUCCUCCUCCCUCGACGACCUCGUUCACUCCGUCGGCCUCUAUGUCCCUCGGCCCCUGAUCCUCCACGGAUACAUAUUCCCGUUCCUCAUCCUCUACGGGAUAUGGGGAUGGGCGUGGGUGGCCGUGUAUGGCUGGGAAGAGUACUUUGAAGCGGGGCUCAUAGCGCUGGCGGGGGUCGGCUGCCUGCAGAUCCUGACGUGCCUCUUCUGCCACUGGUCUGUUCACGUGCGCUGCCUCUUCACCUGCAGGAGGGAGAAUGAUCCAAGACUGGCAACAGUUGCAAAAGUUGUGCCAACUCCCAACAACGGUUCGCCUGAACUCGUUAAAGUACACAAAACUUUAAUAAGCAAAGACGCACCAGAGAAGAGCAUAUGGUUCAUCUUUCAAAAGACAAAGUACAUCUGGGACAGUGAAGAGAGGAAACAGUUCGUCGGUCUCAAGUUUCCCAUCGAUCAUCAGUUACGAACGUACACAGAAUGGCGUGGAUACCAGGAGGACACAGACCUGGCUGCGGCAGAAGGGAGAUAUGGCAAAAACGAACUUCAGAUGGAUGUUCCAGAAUUUAUGGACCUCUUCAGAGAAAGAGCAACAGCCCCAUUCUUUGUAUUUCAGGUGUUCUGUGUUGGGCUCUGGUGCCUGGAUGAGUACUGGUAUUACUCUCUCUUCACUCUCUUUAUGCUGGUUAUCUUUGAGUGCACUCUGGUUCAGCAACAGUUGAGAAACAUGUCCGAAAUUAGGAAGAUGGGAGCCAAACCAUACAUGAUACAGGUGUACCGUAACAAGAGGUGGAGAUCAAUAAUGACAGACCAGCUUGUACCAGGAGAUGUCGUGAGCGUUGGUCGCAGCCAGAAUGACAACCUUGUUCCCUGUGACCUGCUGCUGCUUCGUGGCCCCUGUGUUGUGGAUGAGAGCAUGCUCACUGGUGAGUCUGUGCCUCAAAUGAAAGAAAGCCUUGAGGCAGUCGAAUUGGACCGUGAGUUGGACCUUGCCACAGAUGCCAAGUUGCAUGUGUUGUUUGGGGGCACGAAAGUCGUUCAGCAUACCCCUCCCAGCAAAACUGUAACUGGCUUGAGAGCUCCAGACAAUGGUUGUGUGUGCUACGUGUUGCGCACCAACUUCAACACUGCCCAGGGGAAACUGUUGCGGACGAUCCUCUAUGGUGUCAGUCGUGUCACCGCAAAUAACCUGGAGACAUUCGCAUUCAUUCUUUUCCUGUUGAUAUUUGCCAUUGCUGCUGCUUCAUAUGUGUGGAUUAAAGGCACAGAGGACCCCAACAGGAACCGGUACAAGCUGUUCCUGGAGUGCACACUUAUCCUGACCUCUGUGGUGCCGCCAGAGCUCCCAAUAGAACUGUCAUUGGCGGUCAACACCUCACUUUUAUCACUUUCCAAGUUGUUUGUCUAUUGCACUGAGCCCUUCCGCAUUCCCUUUGCCGGAAAGAUUGAUGUGUGCUGCUUCGACAAGACAGGAACUCUGACCAGUGAUGACCUGGUGGUGGAAGGUGUUGCAGGCUUAGACGGCACUAGCAAAGUGGUGCCAGUUGGGGAAGCUCCUCUUGAAACCAUACAGGUGGUGGCAUCAUGUCAUUCUCUAGUCCAGUUGGAAGAUGGUCUUGUUGGAGAUCCUCAAGAAAAAGCCACGCUGGCAGCCAUUGAUUGGACAGUGACCAAAGGUGAAGCUGUUGUGCCACGGAAAGGAAAGGCUCCAGGUAUGAAGAUAUUCCACCGUUUCCACUUUUCAUCCCAGUUGAAGCGAAUGUCGGUAAUCACUGGAUUUACCCAGCCUGGUUCCGCCGAUGUCAUGUAUUUGGCAACUGUGAAAGGUGCACCGGAAACUUUAAGACCCAUGUUCUCCUCACUACCACCAAACUAUGACAAUGUAUACUUGGAGCUGUCUCGCCGUGGAGCCCGAGUUUUAGCUCUUGGAAGAAAAGAGCUUGGCAGACUCUCACACGCUGAGGUACGAGAAACGACACGUGAAGCCUUGGAAUGCAAGCUGACCUUUGCUGGUUUUAUCAUCAUCUCCUGUCCACUGAAGAGGGACUCAAAGGAGGUCAUUAAAGAAGUGCUUCAGAGCUCACACGGGGUGGUCAUGAUUACUGGUGACAAUUCACUGACUGCUUGCCAUGUUGCAAAAGAGUUGAAAUUUACACAUAAGAAGGCAACAUUAGUUCUUCAGAACUAUAACCAAGACCGAUGGGGUUGGGAGAGCAUCGACCAGACAAUCAAGAUGGAAGUCAUACCCACCAAUGAGAUCAAAGAUAUGAAGAAUGGUUUCUUCAGGACGUACGACUUCUGCAUCACAGGAGAAGGCUUAGCUUGGCUGAAAAGACAGCAUCCCAAAUUCUUCAAGGACAUUCUUCCACACGUAAGAGUCUUUGCUCGCGUGGCCCCUAAACAAAAGGAAUUUGUAAUAACUGCAUACAAAAGCUUGGGUUACACAACGCUCAUGUGUGGUGAUGGCACUAAUGAUGUCGGUGCACUGAAGCAUGCUCACUGUGGUGUGGCUAUCCUCUCCAAUGCCCCUGAUCGUCCACCACAGAGAAAGAAGCGCAGUGAUGACCCCAACAAUGGCAUGACACCAGGAAUGUCGGAGAAGCUGGAAAGUGCAAGGAAAUUAGCAAGGAAGGUUGAGAAGCAGAAAGCACAAACUCCACCAGCAAGCUCAAGACAGUCGAAAAUGACACCUCAGCAGGAACAAAUAACAAAGGCACAAGCCCAGUUACAAAAGCUUCUUCAGGAGCUUGAGGAAGAGAAUAACCCGGUAGUGAAGCUAGGUGAUGCUUCGAUUGCAGCACCUUUCACGUCAAAGCUUUCAUCUAUACAGUGUGUGUGCCACAUUAUCAAGCAAGGCAGAUGUACCCUUGUGACAACUCUACAGAUGUUCAAAAUUUUAGCGCUGAAUGCCCUCAUUUUGGCGUAUUCUCAGUCUGUUUUGUACCUGGAUGGCAUCAAGUUCUCUGACUACCAGGCCACGCUGCAAGGCCUCCUCCUUGCAGCCUGCUUCUUAUUUAUUUCGCGCUCAAAGCCACUAAAAGUCCUCAGUAAAGAGAGGCCGCUACCAAACAUUUUUAAUGUGUACACAAUCAUGACGGUGCUGCUACAGUUCGCAGUCCACUUCACAUGUCUCUGGUUCUUGGUUAACCAGGCCAAUGAAUGGUCUCCACCAAAAGACAAGUUUGUUGACCUAGAAAAGGAAUUUGAACCCAGUCUUUUGAAUAGUACAGUGUAUGUCAUCUCCAUGACACUACAAAUAUCAACAUUUGCUAUCAACUACAGGGGCCAUCCAUUUAUGGAAUCUCUGCUAGAAAACAAGGCUCUGCUGUACAGUCUGCUGGGCUCUGGCGGCGUGGUUUUGGCUCUGGCCGUGGGCAUCGUUCCAGAAUUUGCUCAACAAUUUGAGAUUGUUGAUUUCCCUCCUGAGUACCGCAUUAUUCUGGUGAAGGUGCUUGUGGCCGAUUUUACCCUGUCACUUAUUGCCGAUAGGGUUUGCCUCUUCCUGUUUGGCGAAGGAAGAUUACCAUCAGAAUUAAGGAAGAUAGCAUAGAAGAAAUAGUCAUCUUUAGGAUGUAUUUAAAGGAGAAUUUGAUAAUGAAAUAUAUAUAUAUAUAUAUACUUAUUCAGAUUAUACAGUUGGUUGGUUCUUGGAAUCAUGAUCCAUUUGUAAUUCCUUGGAUAUUUUUGAAAUUCAAUGAAUUUUAAUCUGUUAGGAAUUCAAUGUUAAUGCAUUUAGAUGGCUGAUGUCACAUUAUGGUUUAUGUUAUUCUCUGAAGACACUUUUGUAAGGAAAUGUAAUUUAGUCUGCAGUAGGUGGUUGUGGUUGCAAAAUUUAUAUUGUACUGUAUGUUUUAACACUUAAUUAUCUUCUAUAAAACUACAGUGAUUUUUGUGCAGUGACAAUGUUAAUAGUUCUGAAUAUUCAGAUUUUUCUUGGCCUUUCAUAUUAGCUGCAUUGCUAAAAAUCAGUUCAAUAUGACCCUGCUCAUAGAUAUGUAUUCGUACCCUGUACCGUGUCUAUCGAUUCAAUUGCAGUUUUAUUAAGAUUUAUUUUUAAUUGGUAAUUGCUCAAUCUUGUCAUACUUUUUAUAUUGAAGAAUGUCAUUGAUGGCAAUGGGAGUAAAGCUUAGAUAAAACAAAGAGAUCUUCUGACAUUACUGGGUUUAAUUAACCUCCAGAUAAGUCCACCAGUAUACCAUUUUCCUAGCCUUCAUAUGCAGGUAGAUUCUCUUUAGGCGACUUCUUUCUGACUCAGAAAAGGGAUUUACACUUGAUGUGAUACUUUUGUAUAGUAUGUCAACCACAAUAUCUGAAUAUUAAUUUGAACUAUAAUGUUGUAAUCAAUAAAUCAGAGAAAAUAUGUAUCCAUUUUCCCAUUA
Molecule: messenger RNA, 4459 nt
Organism: Penaeus monodon (black tiger shrimp)
Lineage: Eukaryota; Metazoa; Arthropoda; Malacostraca; Decapoda; Penaeidae
Product: manganese-transporting ATPase 13A1-like
Exons: 24
Coding region: 73-3630 (1185 amino acids)
Biological process (GO): intracellular calcium ion homeostasis
Cellular component (GO): endoplasmic reticulum membrane
Molecular function (GO): ATP binding; ATP hydrolysis activity; P-type ion transporter activity
Source: RefSeq, a predicted model, not a curated record